AUGCUUUGUAAAGGUUUACUUCUGUCUCUACUAAAAUAUCAAUCAAUCCCAUGGAAAAUUACAACUCUACUCGAUGGUGCACAUUGUCAACCAUUAAAUGAUCUUGGUCAAAACAUCGAGAUUACAUCUGUCAAACCAUUAGAUAUUAUCUGUGGAUCUGUUUCAUCUCGAACUACAUUCGCUCGACUUGAGAUUCCGUAUCUUUUUCCACAUGAAAGAAGAAUUUUAUAUUUAGACGUUGAUACUUAUACUAUGAAUAGUAUUCACGAACUUUUCACUAUUCCAUUUAAGACAAUUGCUGCAGUCGUUCCUGGAACACAUUUAAUGAUUAAAGAAUUCAUAAAUCGCGAGUUUAAAGCAAAUCUUACUAAAAUGGAUUAUGAAUUAGAUGGAAUUCGUUAUUCAGUCGGUGAAAAAAAUCACAAAUAUUUUAAUGCUGGUGUAAUGUUAAUCGAUGCAUAUAAAUGGCGCGAACUUCGUAUUAAACAACAUGUUCAAGCUCUAGCACUUUCACAUCCAUCAGCUAUGUAUACAAGUGAUGAAAUGGCGCUUAACCUAAUUUUUCGUGGUCAUUUAACUCAGCUUCAACAGUGUUACAAUACGUUUUCAUUUACAGAGACAUAUCUCACUGAAAUGCCGCGUAUUUGGCAUUUCAAUACAUAUAAACCUAUUGUUCAUGCACCAUUAGCUCAAUUUGAUACAUGGUUAUCAAUCUUUAAAGCAACAGAUCAAAUACUUCUAAAAAAACUAGAAAAGAUCUCUCAAACAUUGGGAAAAUUAGCUAUGCUAGCAUUAAAAAGUGAAGAUUAUAAUCAAAUUUGA
Messenger RNA from Rotaria socialis, 822 nucleotides. The record is from the annotation of a GenBank genome assembly. NCBI's taxonomy places the organism in Eukaryota, Metazoa, Rotifera, Eurotatoria, Philodinida, Philodinidae.